CAGCAUGUCGUCGAGAGGGGAACUAACGAGAAAGAUCGCAGAAGUGUACGUGUGCUCCCUAUAUGGAAUGAGCAAAGUGAAUGAUGUGAACGAGGCAAGGUUCAACAAGCUUGUUCAGCUGACUGGCAAAAUAAGUAAGGAAAACCCAAUGGCGAAAGUCAAGAAAGUGGAUUGUGCCCUGCUACCCCCAUGUGGAAAGACCAUGUGGAAUAAAGUACAGCGUGCGCAUUAUGUGAGCAUCAUAUGGGGUAAUGCAGACUCCCCACAACCGGACCAAGAUCUGGACCCUCUCCAGUAUGGAUGGAAGAAUGAAAACGGCCAUUAUGUACCAGAUUGGUUUCCUGGGCCUGCUGAACCAGACAAUCUUUUCUGCAAUGAUCACGAGGAGGAAUCGAUAGAGAUACAGGAAAAUGAGGACAUUGAUGACAUCCCAACGGAUGAUUCUGGCACAGACUCUGGACCAGAAUGGAGUGACGAUUCGGAUAGUGAGAGCGAGGCCUGAAGUUGCUUAGCCAACUGACAAGUUGCAUUUACGCUAUAGGACCUAUAUGCCUUGCAUUAUCGGAAGUGAUGUUGUUUUGGAAAUACUGCUGCAAGUACUGGUUGUGAUGGUGCUUCACAUGAGAAUACUACCUCAUUCUAGUCUUGUCUCAGCGAAUGAUGACAGUAGUACAAAUUACCUUUAAAAUUCUCUAUCACGAAGUUAGAAUUUAAGGAUAUACUAUAUAUUAGGUUGAAAGCAUAGAACGAUACUGUAUACCCUAGAUUCCUGUGAGAAAUGUCAUUGUUUGUAGGCUUCUGAUUUGAAUCCAAUAUUUAGCAGUCUGAGAAUCGCAUCAACGAGCCAACGGCUUGAUUCUUAAGGAUACUACAUGUACUUACUUGCUACUGAUUCGUUUUCUUGAAUCAUUAUAUUUUUCAUCCAGAUUUAAUUUUUUUAUAUCAUGUUCCUAAUUCUCUUAGGAUUUGCAAUUAUGAUGUUGUUGAUAUUCGUGGUUGAAACGUUAGAGAUAUUUUUGUAUGUACGAUGUGGAUGGCAAAACUUGCCCCACUCUUGAGUCCGUUUUUAACUCUGUCAGUUUAAUUUGCAUUUUUGAAAUAAAAUCUUGUCAAUAAGUUUCCAUAUCAAAGUUUAAAA
Priapulus caudatus is the source of this 1138-nucleotide messenger RNA. RefSeq lists its product as uncharacterized. The transcript is spliced from 2 exons. The record is from RefSeq and is a predicted model, not a curated record. The coding region runs from base 5 to 502 and encodes 165 amino acids. Lineage: Eukaryota; Metazoa; Priapulida; Priapulimorpha; Priapulimorphida; Priapulidae.